AUGAAGCUCAUAGUGCCCAAGCAGCGCUCAUUUCCAUGGUUUGGAAUGGAUAUCGGUGGAACGUUGGUUAAACUGGUCUACUUUGAACCUAAGGACAUUACUGCAGAAGAAGAGCAGGAGGAGGUGGAAAAUCUGAAAAGCAUUAGGAAAUACUUGACCUCCAAUACAGCUUAUGGUAAAACUGGCAUUCGUGAUGUCCAUCUUGAACUAAAAGAUUUGACUAUGUGUGGACGGAAAGGAAACCUGCACUUCAUCCGCUUUCCCAGCUCUGCCAUGCACAGGUUCAUACAGAUGGGUAGUGAAAAGAACUUCUCCAGUUUGCACACUACGCUCUGUGCCACAGGAGGUGGAGCUUACAAGUUUGAGGAAGACUUUAGAACGAUUGCUGAUCUACAACUUCAUAAACUGGAUGAAUUGGACUGUUUGAUCCAAGGCCUCCUUUAUGUUGAUUCUGUUGGUUUCAAUGGCCAACCAGAGUGCUAUUAUUUUGAAAAUCCUACAGAUCCUGAACAAUGCCAGAAAAAGCCUUACUGCCUUGAUAAUCCAUAUCCUAUGCUGCUGGUUAACAUAGGCUCAGGGGUCAGCAUCCUAGCUGUGUAUUCUAAGGACAACUAUAAAAGAGUCACAGGAUCCAGUCUUGGAGGAGGAACGUUCCUGGGCCUUUGCUGUCUGCUGACUGGCUGUGAGACAUUUGAAGAAGCACUAGAAAUGGCUGCAAAAGGAGACAGCACCAAUGUGGAUAAGCUGGUGAAGGAUAUUUAUGGAGGAGACUAUGAGCGGUUUGGCCUUCAAGGGUCUGCUGUAGCCUCAAGCUUUGGUCAUAUGAUGAGUAAAGAAAAGAGAGAUUCCAUCAGUAAAGAGGACUUGGCCAGAGCUACUUUGGUCACCAUCACCAACAACAUAGGUUCUAUUGCUCGCAUGUGUGCAUUGAAUGAGAACAUCGACAAAGUGGUUUUUGUUGGCAACUUUCUCAGAAUUAAUAUGAUUUCUAUGAAGGUGCUAGCAUAUGCAAUGGACUAUUGGUCCAAGGGACAGCUGAAAGCUCUCUUUUUGGAACACGAGGGUUAUUUUGGAGCUGUUGGGGCUCUUCUAGAAUUGCUUAAAAUGACAGAUGAUCAGUGAUGAAGCUGUCUGAAGAGAUUCCUACUGCAGAUGCUGCUGGAUAAGAGUGAAAGCCACUACAAGGAUGGAAAUGAAGCCAUUAUGGUAGUUCUACCUGCUGGAUUUGUAAAUAAUUUAAAAUUCUUUUAGCUGAUCUUUAACUUCUGGGUUUUGAGCUUAUACUUCAGAAUUCAUAUUGGGAAUAAUGAGAAUUUUUUUCUGUACACUGUAUUUUUUAAGGGAAAAAUGUGCAAAGCGGCCAAACAUACAGAUUUUAUGGAUUUAUUUUAAAAAGCAGAUACUGUUUAAUGUAUAACCUGUGAUAUGAGGCAUCUGCUUUUCUUCUGGGGUUUACUGAUUAGUGUGAUAAUUUUAACUUCAUUUAGUAAUCACUCUAGGAGAUUUUUUAUCUUAUUUUCAUGACGUUUCAUGGUUUGUUCUUGGUUUCAAAUGAAACUACAAAGCUGAUGCAUUUUACUGUGAAAACUAGUUGUUGAUUUUAUUUGCCUUUCCUUUCUUCAUUGAUGAGACACUUUAUUAUUUAACAUCUUCCCCACUCCCCCCC
Nestor notabilis (Kea) is the source of this 1666-nucleotide messenger RNA. It is a transcript of the gene PANK1, whose product is annotated as pantothenate kinase 1. Gene Ontology annotation, cellular component: cytosol; nucleus. Gene Ontology annotation, molecular function: pantothenate kinase activity; ATP binding. Gene Ontology annotation, biological process: coenzyme A biosynthetic process. The transcript has 7 exons. The record is from RefSeq and is a predicted model, not a curated record. The coding region runs from base 1 to 1122 and encodes 373 amino acids. NCBI's taxonomy places the organism in Eukaryota, Metazoa, Chordata, Aves, Psittaciformes, Psittacidae.